Molecule: messenger RNA, 3411 nt
Organism: Saitoella complicata NRRL Y-17804
Lineage: Eukaryota; Fungi; Ascomycota; Saitoellomycetes; Saitoellales; Saitoellaceae
Exons: 4
Coding region: 418-3378 (986 amino acids)
Biological process (GO): regulation of DNA-templated transcription; DNA-templated transcription
Molecular function (GO): zinc ion binding; DNA binding; DNA-binding transcription factor activity, RNA polymerase II-specific
Source: RefSeq, a predicted model, not a curated record
CCUCAAAUAUAUUUCUCCAAUGACUUAUCUCCUUAUCUGCUCCUUUGUGUUCCACAUGUCCCCUUAAAGUUGCGACUAGGGGUUCACCAAGUGGUGCCAAUUCGCGAGAUUUCCGCGUUAGGGAAAAGUUGGCGCCGUCGCACGCAAGCCCGGGUAAGCCGCGCAACAGAAUUAGAAACACUGACCAUGUGCGCCGGGCCGUCCUGUCAUAUUAGAAUGGCUAUUGACGGUCAGUUGCCUUCUGCCUCCGCGUCGCACAGCCCCGCGGGCUUCUCUCGCCCCUCUCGCGGCCCGCCGUACUUUUCCCCAACUUCAACGAUCGAUAACCUCGGCUAUAACAGCGGUACCGAGGCCCAGUAUUAACAAGCUCAGCAGAUCGCACAAGCUUGGACAUAACUAAAGGAAACGAAUUCCGUCAUGGACCAACUUCUCGAUAGUCUGUCGGGUUUCACGGGUGGUGGGCCGUCCGCUAAUCCCUUGCUGAACGUUCGAAGCAGACAACGAGCCUCGAGGGCAUGCGAAACGUGCCAUGCAAGAAAAGUACGAUGUGAUGCUGCCACCCUUGGUAUACCAUGCACAAACUGCUCGGCAUUUGGCAUCGACUGCAAGAUCGCCGUCACCAGGAAAAAGGCGCAGUUGCAGAAGUCGAAGUCGUCAGAGAAUGAGGGUCCGCUCGUAUCUCCAGUAGAUGAGGUGAAUCGACAGCUAGGAGAGCAGUCGGGGCAAUCGACCCGGCGUACGUCUAUGGCGAGCUCUGCAAGGCCAUCCAUCUCACCGAAUACCUCAACGGACAAAGCAGAGCAUCUUCAGGCGAAGAAGGACAUGUCCGACAUCUACCUCGAGCAGAUACGAGAAGGCGUUGAUCGUGUCGCUAUCAACGACGCGGCAUUUUUGGGAGAGUCAUCCAAUCUGCACUUCGUAGAAGAGAAUUUCGUGGGUGCAGAUGGUAUUCACCCAGGGAAGGGCAACUUCUUCCCCAUUCCACCCCGCGCGCACAAACCCCCAGGCAACGUGAAACUCGUGAUCCUGGACGAAGAGGAGUUAAAUCAUCUCAAGUCUCGAGGUGUGUUCUUGAUUCCUCCCCGUGAUGUAUGCGAUGAUCUCGUCACCACAUACUUCGAACACGUUCAUGCGGCCAUCCCCGUCAUCAACAAAACGGAGUUCAUGCGCCGGUACAACGACCCAUCCCAUCCGCCUCCUAUUCUUCUUCUUCAGGCAAUAUUCUUCGUUGCUUCACGCAUGAGUGACCAUCCAGCGCUUCGCGAAGCAAGCACUGGCACUAACACCGCCUCUUCGUUUACCUUCUGGAAGCGUGCGAAACUUCUGUAUGACGCUGGUGCGGAGAAAGACAAGAUGGUUGUGCUGCAGGCACUCAUCCUCAUGAGUUUUCCAAGCUUGGAGACAGAUGAUGAAUGUGCAGAAACAUUGUGGCACGCGUUGGGGUUGGCCAUCAGACUUGCACAAGGCCUUGGCAUCUACCGAAAGCCGCCCCGAAACCUGUCUCUCACGGACCGGAGGCUGUGGAAGAGGAUAUUCUGGACAUUGUACACUCGCGACCGUACUCUGUGUGUUGCUCUCGGUCGUCCCUUGACGAUUCUCAUGGAAGAUUGCGAAGUGGAACCAUUACAGGAGUCUGAUUUCCUUGAAGAGGAAGUCGAGGAUCCAUUCUUGGAGUACCCACCCAAUCCGCAGCACACGCACUUUUUUAUGCAACACGUCAAAUUGUGUGAAAUCAUGGAAGUUGUCAUGAGAAAACAGUACACUGCUGGUUCUUCCCAGAAGCGAUUGCCGCCGGACAUCUCCAUCUCGGACCGUGCAUUGGCUACUUGGUUGAUGAACCUUCCCAAGGAGAUGCAGUACCCAUACACCCUGGAAGGAACGGAGCAGAAUCCUUGGGCGGCAUGCCUUCAUAGUACCUAUUACGGACUUCUUUGUCUGCUGCAUAGGCCGUACGUUACGAAGACCGCUCCGCCCAGUCACGCUAGCACUUCCUCACGCUACGUCGCUUUUAGCGCGGCCAACAUGAUUACGAGGAUCAUGGAGAACUUGUUGUCAUGUGGACGCAUCAAGUACGGUCAUUCAUUCAUCGUUUACGCAACCUUCUCAGCGAUGAUCUUUCAUGCAAUGGAGAUUCGGGCGCCAGAUACGCGUAUCUCAGAGGGUGCAAAGAAGAAGUUCUCUAUCUGUAUGAAGUCUUUGCGUGAGCUGUCGAAGGUUUGGGGUAUUGCCGCCAUCAUCUUCAGAUUGUUCGAAAUGAUUCAGGACACGCAGGAUUUGGAAAGCAAGAUGACUAUUGCUUUGCGGGCGGAUCCGUUCCAGAAUGCUUCGCAAACUCUGGCAGAAACCGCCCAACCGGCUCCGAAGAGGACAACAUCUCAAACUACUCAGGCUUCUGCCGCGGAUACUCAAGAGAUGUUGUCCGCUGAACCGCCACACAAACAUACCUCUCGUCCAAAGCCGCGGAGGCACGCUUCUGGGUCAGGUUCGGGUACUUCACCUUUGGCAUUUCAACAGCAGCAGCAGCAGCAGCAGCAUCCACAACAACAGCAGUAUACGACUGGGCAUAUUUCGCCGCAUCGUCAGCAUUCGCUGCAAUCCUCGUCUAGACCUCACUCUCACUCUGUCAGCAGCGGCGAAGGCUACCUUGCCUCGUUCACUUCAUCGCCGGGAGCAGGGCCCGGGGGCAUCAGUCCUCAGGCAGCUCAGCACCAACAGUCUCCUGUGCAGCAGCAGCAGCAGCAACAGCAGCAACAGCGGCAGCAAACCAUUGAUCCUGCAUCAUUCGCUACUGGGCCGCAAUUCGCUGAACCACCAAUAAUCAAUGCACCUAACACCCUCAAACUCAACCCAAUGGACUUCUACCUCGUCACCCAGCCCGUGGCAAUCCACCAGGACUUGUGGGAAUCGUUUGAACCAAAACAACAGCUCUUCCCCGACGCCGCUCCAACGCAAGAGUUCGAUGUCGCCAAAUCAAAUUCACAAUCCCCACAAGGGUUUGCUAUGCUCCGCCAAACCUGGAGUCAAGCAGGCUGGAACCCGGAGCGGGGGCAGGAGGGUUUGCUCAACCCGGAUCCUAUGCCAGCGUACGAGCAAGGGCAGUACAUCAUGUCUCCGCAGGAACAGCAGUAUAUGGCGCAACCGGAGUACUUUACAACGCAACCAUUGACAGGUACAAUGUACGGCCAGCCUGGUUUACCCGGAGUCCCCGCCAUUCAAGAGCCGAGAUCCAUGUCCGUAAGCAACCCCUCCUACAACCAAGGCAUGACCGGCAUGGACCAAUCACCUCAAAUGGGUGAAUGGUACCAACCCCAAGUACAAACCAGCACAGGCCAAAGUCCCGAAUCGUAUCGUAGCUACGGAAGCCAUCAACCGCAUUAAGGGGAUUGAUUUGUUCACAAAGCAGACUAUGUG